Drosophila obscura is the source of this 6785-nucleotide messenger RNA. It is a transcript of the gene rictor, whose product is annotated as rapamycin-insensitive companion of mTOR. Gene Ontology annotation, biological process: positive regulation of phosphatidylinositol 3-kinase/protein kinase B signal transduction; TORC2 signaling. Gene Ontology annotation, molecular function: protein serine/threonine kinase activator activity. The record is from RefSeq and is a predicted model, not a curated record. Lineage: Eukaryota; Metazoa; Arthropoda; Insecta; Diptera; Drosophilidae. The transcript is spliced from 11 exons. Bases 341 to 6361 code for a protein of 2006 amino acids. Gene Ontology annotation, cellular component: TORC2 complex.
UUAUUAUAUAGCUGCGGUGAACGGUGGAUCCGGGACGGUCUGAUUCGCGCUGAGAUGCCAGUUUAACUAGGCUUUUUUUUUAUUUAGUUAAAUCAUUUGUGUAAAAACUGUGCCGAGUGAAAUUACGCCCCGAGUUCGCGUGGAACCAGCACCGGAGCGCUUCGGCUUCCCGCAAAAGCGGCGAGCAGCCCAAUAAAAAAAAUGUGAAUUGUGCAGCCAAACAGCAAGUGAAAUUAAAAAAGCAAUAUAAAAACUAGUGCCUGUUAUUAUCCCCGGACCUGUGCUAUACGGUGAGCGGGCGAUACCGCCAUUGCCGCCCCACCAUCCGCUGAGCCCUGCGAUGGCCUCCCUACAUUCCAGUUGGCGUUUUGGCAAGAGAAGCAAACUACAAUUACGCAUUAAAGUUUCACAAGAUCCGGAGGAUUUCUAUCGUCUGGAUCCCACACGAUCGGCGGCGGAGAAUGCCUUUGACAUCUACUCGAUGCUCUGCCGGGAGGAGACCCGUGACACUAAGCGCCUGUUCCUGCUCAAUGCCCUGGCCUCGCUCUGCCUGGCCGCCCGCAAGGGAUCGCAUCACAGCAAUCUGCGCUUUAGCACGGAGGAGCUGCUCUACUGCCUUAGUGCAUCGCUGGUGCACACGUUCACCCAAGUGAGGGCGGCGGCAUUGCGCACCAUCCGCUAUGCUUUGAGCACGCCCAAUGACAUAAAGGCCUUCAACUCCCUCCAGCUGCAGCAUUUGCUGUGUCGCUCCAUUGACCUGAUGCUGAAGAACGACGAUGAGCGGGUGCAGGCGCUCAAGCUGGUGCGCAAGAUGCUGGCCAUUGCCCCCGAGGACAUCAGUCCGGUGGUGGUGCGAUGCCUCGUCUCGCUGGCGGACAGUGGCAUCGAGGAGAACGACAAUCUGCUGCGUGCCUGUCUGGCCACACUGGCCGAAAUUGCUGUCCUCAAUCCCGCCCUGCUCAUCGUAUGCGGCGGCGUCACCUCCAUAACCCGCAAUGUACUCGAGUGCCACAAUCCCCGCAUCGCAGAGAGCCUCUGCGGCGUUCUGCUCUACCUGCUCGAGUGGCCGCAAACGCGGAACAUGUGCGGCGUGCGCCUCGAUUGUCUAGCAGCGCCCUACUGCGACUUCACCUACAGACUGGGCAUCAUGGACAAGAACAAAGAUGCACGCGAACUUCGUUACACCAGCUGCCGGCUGGCAUUGCUCUCCGUGCUGCGCAGCUGGACGGGCACCCUCGAAUUCUGUGAUCCAAGCAAACCCUCAGGCCUAAAAGCAAUAGUCGACGCUUUAUAUUUAAAUCAGAUUGAAGUCAGAAAAGCAAUAUUGGAUUUGCUGUACGAGCUGCUGUCACUGCCGCAACCCGCCUGGACGGAUGACUAUGCGGUGGCACUGCAGGCAGUGGAUCCGUCGGACUUUCAGGACUCGUGGCUGCUCAGCAAUGGCUUCGUUUCCGCCGAGGGACGUUCGAUACUGCCCAGUCUGGCUGCCCGGGCACCGAAUGUCGUCGAACAGCAUUUGGCCCUGCUGCUGUACUGCUUCCUGGAGACGGGCCUGCUGAAUGCGCUCGUCGAGGUGGCCGUUGCCAGCGAUCAGUUCGUUUCGGUGCGCGCCACCGUCCUCAUUGGCAAGAUCCUACAGCUGAUGCACACACACCUGCCGCCGGACAUUUGCUGCACCUGUCCGGCCCUGCCCACGCUCAUUGGUCAUGCCACGCAGGGCAAUCAACAGGCCAAUGCGGCGGUGGCGGCGCUGCAAAACUAUCAGAAAAUGCUGCGCCAAAGGCCGGCAUCGUGCAGCCUAUUUCUGGACAGUAUUAUCCAAGGCGGAGCCCUCAUCCAGACGCGUCUAUUUCGGCGACACCUCAACGUGCAGGAGCAGCAGGGCCCCGCCCUGCAGCUACAGGAUACGGCUGCGGCAGCGGGCUCCUCAGUGCCGCUAUCGGGACAGCUGCAUGCCACCCUCGAUCGUCAGCGUCUCGAUUCGGUGUCCUCCAGCGAUGAGUCGCAAUCGCAAUCCUCAUCGAAUUCCCUACGUUCCAGCUUUCGAUUGAAACGCAAAUUCAUGCCGCAGGCACUUUUUGAUAAUUUUCGCGCCCUAAAUCGCCUGCUCACCGGCUCCCGUGUGCUAACCCAAACGGAUGCGAAUCUCUGGGACUGGGAUGUCAUCACCACAAUCCUAAGAUCAAAUUGCACUCGAAAGCUGGACUUUACGCUGGGCAAGUUCCUCAAGCGUUUGGUGGACUUUUACAAGCCAAGCAAUAAUCGAUUCUCGCAUCAGGAUCUGGUGCCAGGCCACAGCAUGCCAGCGUUUGUGAGUGCUGGUCUCGAUUUAAUAGAUGUACUUGUGGGCAGCAGACAGCUGGAAUGUAUGCGUUAUAUCACGGACUACUUUUCGGACAUAAGCCAACAUUUGCUGGCUGUCACCACAUCGAAUCGUGCCCACGAUUGCCUGUUCAGUCCACAGCACAUGAACAAUACGAUGUGCCAGCAGUAUUUCCUAUACAUUGGACGCAUGUGCCGCACACGCAAAGGCAUUGAAGUGCUCAAGAAUACAACUGUCUUUGAGUACUUGAUCACUUUGGUGCGUGUCACGGAUCAUGUGUGCUACGUGAAGCUGAUUGUCUCCGGCCUCAAUUACAGCUUCGAGAAGCUGCCCCGGCAGGUGCUGGAGAAGGCACUGACCUCGGCCAAGACGCGCAGCGGUCGUCUGUAUGCCACACAGUUUAUGGCCGUGCUGCUGCGUGCCCGCCUGCCGCACUUUGAGGUGUGGGGCAUACCACUGAUCAUACUCCAAACGAAGGAUGCCGAUCGCAGUGUGGUGCUGGCCGCCAUGGAGGUGCUGGAGGAGGCCUGCCAUGACAAGUACUAUCUGGAGGAGAUUGUCAGCCUGUGGCCGAACCUAACGCUGCGCGGUGACGUCGGCCGCCUGCUAAUGUCACGCUACUACUCGCUGUCGCGCGGCCUCAACAGCAGUCUGGCCCGCAUCGAGGAUGAGAUCAAAUACUGGCGCAAUGGCUACAACAAGCGUUAUGUGCUGCUGGUCGAGGCGGACACCCACUCCAGCCUCACGCUGCACAUACGCAACGAGGAUGGCUACUAUUCGCGACGCAACUGCAACCAGCGGCCCCAGACAGUGCCGCCGAACAUUGCACCCCAUCUGUAUGGACAAAUGGUGCAGACCAGCCAGGGCAUGACGGCGUUGAGUAAAUACGGAGAUCUGCCGCAGCUGCUCGACCUACUGACACGCGCCAAGUGCACGGACGAUGCCGAGUGUCUGGAACUGAAAGCGGCCGUCUGGGCACUCUCCCAUGCCUCAACACAUGCGAAUGGAAUUGAAUAUUUUGUGGAACAAAAUGCCAGACUCUAUGAGAAGCUGAUUGUUUUGGUGACCAAAUGCGAGGUGUAUUCGGUGAGGGCCACCUGUUUCAGUGCCCUGGGCCUCAUAGCGGGCACCCAAGCGGGCGCCAAUAUACUCUUUAAGCUGAAUUGGUUGAGUGUGCGGCAUGAUAGGAACACCAUGUGGCCCGUGCAUCAGCCAGAGGAUUGGAUGUCCAAUCAGUAUACGCCGGUGCGGCACUACUACGAGGAUGCGCCGCCCUAUAACUUCACAGUGCUGGAGGAUCAGAUCGAUGGCUCCUAUUAUACAGGCUCCUACUACUGGAAUCUGCUCAUCGAUCAGACGGAGCCCAUGGCAGGCAUCGGCACGGGGGCACUGCCAGGCACUGCCGGGGGCAACAUUCAAGAUCCAAAUUCAACCGCCACCACAACCACCAUGGACGAUGGUCAUGCCCUGGCGUUGCAUGUGAAUCGAACGCUGCCCGGAGCGGGGGCGGGCGCGGGAGUGGGAGCAGCGGCCAAGUCAAAGACCCUGCCGGAGGGCAGCAAUCUGCGUCAGGGCAAGCACCAGCGAUCGCUCUCCGAAUCGAAGACAACAGAUGUGAUUAGCCUGCUGGGCGGUGGCGGUGGCGGCGGAGGAGGAGGAGGAGGAGUAGGAGGCGUCACUGGCGGUGGUGGUCUGUAUCCCAUGCCCUACCAAACGCAACAGCAGCACCAGCACCGCAUACGGUACAACUCCUGCACGGACUCAAACACCUCGGGCGUGAGCAGCUGCGAAUCGGUAACGGGUCGAACGGCCGCAGCUGCCGCCGCUGCGGCGGCCAAUAUGAGCGAAUUGCAGCAAUUCCCGCUGAGUCCCAUACCCAGUAUGUCCAAUCUGCUGGAGAGCGAGGAGCUGAUGCGUCGCCAUACGCUGGCCACCAGCCAGAGCGGGACGGCUAACACCACCCUCAGUCCGAUGGCCAUGAAGGGCUAUGCCCAGCUGAGGGUGCUGCGCGCCCACAGCCGUCCCGUGCUGGAGACGGCGGCGGAGCUGCAUGACUUUAUACACAAGCAGGACUGGAGCUAUCCAAAGCCCAGGCUGAGCAAGGUGCGGCGACGCCUCUCUACGGGGGAGCUGAACGUGCUGCUGCCCACGCUGAAUGCCCCAAAAUUUCUGCAGCAGAACGAUAUGCAGGGGCCGUGCUAUGCGGGCAUUUGUCUGCCCAAGAAUGUGCUGGAUCUGUUCCCCACGCGCAAUCUCAGUCGCACGUAUGUGUCGCGUGACAUCCAGGAUCAGGACCUCAUGGGCAUCAAUCUGUUGCUGACGCAGCGGCUGCAGUUCCUCAACGAUUCGCUGAACAACGAGGGCGGCGACGAGUCCUCGGUUAUAUCAUCGCUCUCGGACGUUUCCUCGGCGAGUCGCCGCCAGCCACGGCAGUGGCAGCAGGGCGGCAAACAUGCGCGCAGCCAGUGCCUCCAUUGUGCCCGAUCGCCGCGACAGCAGCGUCAGGAUAGCGUUGGUAGCCAGAGCAACGGUGCGGGUGCGGGUGCGGGUGCAGGUGGUGGUGGUGUGACUUUGGCGCCCUGUGAGUUGUAUAGCAGUGCAGCAGCGGCUCUGGUGGCGGCUGGCAUCCAGGCCGGUCCAGUGCUGGCCAAAAAGAGCAGCAGCAGCAUUGGCGUUGGCGGUGGCGGUGGCUCUGGCCGGUUGCCGCUGGGCACCGACAUUAGCUUCCAUUCGCCGGAGAGCAUGCUGAGCGAGGAUAGCCUGCCGGACAGGCUGACGGCCUCCAUACUGUACAAUGUGCAGCGUCUGGCCAAUCCGGUCAGUGCCAAGCAAUCGAAGAUGGCCCUGCUGGAGCUCAAGCAGAAGCAUCCGCAUGCCUUUCAGGACAUUUGCCUGUAUUCCGAGUCGUGCAAGACGCUGGGCAGAAGCAGCUAUCGGAUGAGUGCGCGCCGUUUCCUGCAGGAGCUCUUCCUGGACCUCAACUUUGAUGCGUUCUAUGUGGAGCCGCAGCUGAUAAUUGGCACCCGAAAACUGCCCGCCGAGGAGAAGGCAGAGCCAACGCCACCAUCGGCCAUGUUGCUGGCCCACAAGACCCAGAUGAAGCCCAAGCCAGCGGCCCAGCUGGCCAGCGUGUACGAGACGAGCUGGGAGAAUCUGCUGAUGGAUCAGUCGCCGCGUAUGGUGGUCACCAAGUCACCUGCCACUGCCACUGGCACUGGCCAGCAGGCGGACCAACACCAGAUGAUGGCACACAAUCAGCUGCACAUCGACGACGACACCGAAGACACCCUGGGGGACAGCGAAGACGACGACGAGGAGGAGGAGGAGGAGGAAGAUGAGGACGGGAAAGAAAAAGACGAAGAGGAUCCUGGAGAGGAUGUCUGCGAUGGUAGUGGUGCUGGGACCCAGGCCAGCUCCGUGACCACCGCCCACACAGCCCUGCCCUGCCAUGGGAACAGCAAUCGAAGUAGCAUCUGCACGAUCAGCCAGCAGCCGGCGCCCCAGCUGUGCGGAACAGCCCCUGGAGGAGGGAGUGCCGGUGUGGCUGCAACGAAUCUAAGGAACGACAAUCGCCAGUAUACACGCGGACGCUUCUAUACGCUGGAGCUGGACCUCAGCUGCACCAAGAACAAGUUCCCCAUCAAGGAUCGUAGCAGGACAACGCCACCAAAGACAUCGCCGACGCCAGUGCCCCAGCUAAAGCGUCAGAUGAGUGCCGAUGCGGAGCCAGAUGUAGAUGCUGAUGCUGAUGCGGAUACGGAUGCUGGCGUUGUGUCGCCCGUGCUGGUGGCACCCGGCUGCUCCUCCUCCUCCGCCACGCUGGACUACUCCACGGUGACCAAGAGCCUGGCCGCAUCCAUGACAAAGCCCGUGGGCAGCCUGUAUUGCGAGAAGCGGUUGCAGACCUCCAAAUCGGAGGCGGUGCUCGGCGAUGCCAGAACUGGAGUUGGAGCUGGAGCUGCAACCGGAACGGCGGCGGCGGCGGCAGGCGGCAGCAAUGGCAGCGUCAAAUGGACAUCAAAGCGGGCCACAUCCUAGAGAGAGGCAGUCAGGCAGGCAGGCAGCAGCAGCCAGAAAAAAGAGACUCAAAAAGGCAAUCCCAGACGACGAAAUCCGGAUGUUUGUAAUAUAUCAAAUCAAAGAGGAACUUGUAGGCAUUAGGAAAUUAGGAAAUAGGCAAUAAGCAUAAAGCAUAGGGCCAACACUCCUAACGUAGCAACGUAAGUUAAUUUCUUUUAGUUUUAGUUACUGUCAUUUACGAUCUACGAUUUACGAUUAAUGCAUCCUAGGGUAUGAAUAUUUCUAUUAAAAUUCUUGUUUGACCUUAAGUAGACACGACAGACAGACUACACACACACAAACACACACACACACACAUGGAGAAAAUCCCAAAAAAUAUCGUAUAAUUUUCUAACAAAUUCAAACAUUAUGUAUUAUGUAGGAACACACACACACACACACA